Herpailurus yagouaroundi (jaguarundi) is the source of this 967-nucleotide messenger RNA. RefSeq names its product olfactory receptor 4F3/4F16/4F29-like. Gene Ontology annotation, molecular function: olfactory receptor activity; G protein-coupled receptor activity. The coding region runs from base 29 to 967 and encodes 312 amino acids. The transcript has a single exon. The record is from RefSeq and is a predicted model, not a curated record. Gene Ontology annotation, cellular component: membrane. Gene Ontology annotation, biological process: G protein-coupled receptor signaling pathway. Lineage: Eukaryota; Metazoa; Chordata; Mammalia; Carnivora; Felidae.
AUUAGUGUCACCUCUGUUUGCAGAGGCAAUGGAUGGAGCCAACCAAUCUGUGGUAUAUGAGUUUGUGUUCCUGGGACUCUCUAAUUCAUGGGAGAUCCAGCUUCUUCUUUUCUUCUUUUCCUCUGUGUUCUACAUGGCAAGCCUAAUGGGAAAUCUCCUCAUUGUGUUCUCUGUGAGUACUGACCCUAACUUGCACUCUCCCAUGUACUUCCUGCUGGCCAAUCUCUCCUUUCUUGAUGUGGGGGUUUGCUCUAUUGCAGCCCCCAAAAUGAUUUAUGACCUCUUCAGAAAACGCAAAGCCAUCUCUUUUGGGGGUUGUAUAUCUCAGAUCUUCUUUAUUCAUGCUAUUGGGGGAACAGAAAUGGUGCUGCUCAUUGCCAUGGCCUUUGACAGAUAUGUUGCUAUAUGUAAGCCUCUCCACUACCUGACCAUUAUGAGCCCACGUAUGUGCAUUUUGAUUUUGGCUGCAGCCUGGGUCCUUGGCCUCAUCCACUCAGUGGCCCAAUUGGCUUUUGUUGUAGACUUGCCUUUCUGUGGUCCUAAUGUAUUGGACAGCUUUUAUUGUGACCUUCCUCAGCUCAUUAAACUUGCCUGCACAGAGACCAAUAGGCUGGAGUUUAUGGUCACAGCCAAUAGUGGACUCAUCUCUGUGGGUUCUUUCUUUAUACUGAUUAUUUCUUACAUCAUCAUUCUGGUCACAGUUUGGAAACACUCUUCAGGUGGGUUAUCCAAGGCCCUUUCUACUUUGUCAGCUCAUGUCACUGUGGUGGUUUUAUUCUUUGGGCCGUUAAUCUUCUUCUACACCUGGCCCUUCCCCUCAUCACACUUGGACAAAUUUCUUGCCAUCUUUGAUGCAGUUCUCACACCUUUUCUGAAUCCAGUCAUCUACACAUUCAGGAACAAGGAGAUGAAGGCAGCAAUGAAGAAACUCUGUCAUCAGCUUGUGAGUUACAGGAGGAUGUCCUAA